CCGAGAAAUGAAUAAAAACAGUCACUAGAAAUAUGGCGUAGUAAAGAGACUGUAGAUAUGGAAGUAAAAGGGGCAGUUGGAACUUUGUGUAGGUUAUUGGCGGCCGUCGGACUCCAGCAUGUCCCAACACCGUCGACUUUUAGACGGGCGAAGUUUGGUGAAGUUGAUGUGGAGGAUCAAUUCUGGCAGCUGCUAGCCAACAUUCUUCAGACAACGAAAACUGUAUCCUCUGUCGGAAGUGCACAGAUGCAAAAUGCCUCUGGUUGUAGGAAACUGGUGAGUGCAGGCCUGUGGCAGAGCGGUUACUAUGCUGGCUGGAUGUACGGGAAGGAAGAGGAAGGAGUUUCCAGCAGGGAACUUCUUCUGGCGCUCGGCUGGCAGCUUGCCUCAGGAAUAAUGGAGAAACUUUUGACACAGCGAGUACAACAACUGGACACAACAGUACUCACACCCACAGUUAUGAAACUUGAGCUUUCUUCGCAGCCUGAAGUCAAGUACACUGACUUGAAAAGACUUCAGUGGCUCAUUGGCUUCUUGAGACAUCAGGGCCAGGUGCUGCUGUCGAUGCAGGAUGAGCAGGCCUUGUUGCUCCAUGCGGUUUAUUCUGCCGGAGCCAGUCGACUUCCUGAAUCGUCGUCUUCUUCAGGUCAAAGCUGUACUGUGCUGAGUGAGAGUUGUGUUGGUGUGCAGGAGCUUUGUGACCUUCUUGAGUUGUACUUAAACUGGAAGAAGGCGGAGACUGUUUUCUGGACUUGGAUGGACAGUGUGGAGAUUUGCCAUGUGAAAGACGCUGUCACUGAGAGGCCCACACACACGCUCACUAAGAGAGCAGCUGCGUGCCCCCCUGGAAGGUUGUGUGCAGACGAACUGGAGGGCAUACGGUCAAGACUGACUACAGUGCAGCUCAUGUCCCAGAAAGGACUGAAGGCAGCCAGAGGGGACACUGAAGACAGAGGAGAGAGACUUGAGGAUUCCUCGGAAACUUACUGUGACAAGCCACCCUUCUUGUCUCUGUCUACCCCGCUCGCCCUCUCUCAGGCAUACCGAGCCAGAUUCCAAGCUCAAAGGCCAGUCAAGCAUCACAGCUGUCCAGCGGAAGGCAGAGGUCAGAACGCAAAGGAACUGUCAGCCUCUCAGGUUGUAGAACUACUUCAUGAAAUUGAGAGACAGCUGCUGAAAAGGAGGGACACGCAGAGACUGACCAAUAGGAUGCAGCUGCAGCAGAUGAUUGGAAAGCUGGAUGAACUGGUGUUGAUACCACCAUAAACAUUAUGCUGGCUAGUUCUGCCUUACUUUUUUCACUUUCAACACAAUAACAAAUGCACGAUAUGGCUUUUUUAGACUGAUUUUGAAGGAUCAUUAUUAAGGGUUUAAAGUCAUCAUAGGACCAAUUGUUUUCCAUGUAGUGGUCCAUAAUGAUGUGUGACUGUGAAAAUGAAAGUGGAAAUGGUUGUGUCUCAA
Dunckerocampus dactyliophorus (ringed pipefish) is the source of this 1461-nucleotide messenger RNA. RefSeq names its product tubulin epsilon and delta complex 1 (gene tedc1). The transcript has 8 exons. The record is from RefSeq and is a predicted model, not a curated record. Bases 58 to 1266 code for a protein of 402 amino acids. NCBI's taxonomy places the organism in Eukaryota, Metazoa, Chordata, Actinopteri, Syngnathiformes, Syngnathidae.